Molecule: messenger RNA, 1068 nt
Organism: Dreissena polymorpha
Lineage: Eukaryota; Metazoa; Mollusca; Bivalvia; Myida; Dreissenidae
Product: doublesex- and mab-3-related transcription factor A2-like
Exons: 2
Coding region: 16-1068 (350 amino acids)
Biological process (GO): sex differentiation; regulation of transcription by RNA polymerase II
Cellular component (GO): nucleus
Molecular function (GO): DNA-binding transcription factor activity, RNA polymerase II-specific; protein binding; RNA polymerase II cis-regulatory region sequence-specific DNA binding
Source: RefSeq, a predicted model, not a curated record
UCUACAGGCGCUGUCAUGAUACCAGGACCUAUGUUCUUGCGGACAAUAGACAGAUUCCCUCGGACGCCGAAGUGCGCGCGCUGCCGGAACCACGGCGUCGUGUCAGCGUUGAAGGGACACAAGCGUUAUUGCCGAUGGAGAGAUUGCACAUGUGCGAAGUGCACCUUGAUCUCGGAGCGCCAGCGCGUGAUGGCGGCCCAGGUUGCGCUAAGGCGACAACAGGCGCAGGAGGAGACAGAGGCGAGAGAGAACGUCAUGUAUGCGAGCCAGACUUCCGGUCUGACCGCGGGCCGCGAAAUGACACCGGCGUUCCACGAAGGGAUUCGCUCCCGGGGUUACGCCUGUUCUACCAGCAGCUAUGAUGGCAGCGACAACGAUGAGCCUCCUGCAAAACGUCUACGAGUCUCUGACAUCUACACAUCUGGUCUCCGGGAAGCGCCGCGCUCGCCGGCUGACUCCCGUGGCACCUCGUCACCUCACAGUACAGCCUCUUCCGGUUCUCCGAUUCCGGAACAUUUCAACCACAGCGCCGAUGACGACAUUGUGCGCUUCGACGACGAGACGGGUAACAGAAAAUCCGUUGACAUGCUUUGCAGAAUAUUCCCAACCCACAAGCGACACGUGCUGCAGAUGAUUCUUCACGGUUGUCACGGGGACGUGGUCCAAGCGAUUGAUCAGUUAUUUAAAACGAACAAUGACGAGCGGAUUCCUGACUCGACUAUGUUACAUUACGCAACGAUGCCGAUCUCCGGCUACACUCCACGAAUUCCGAACAUUGAAACCUCAUUUAAGUCCGCAUUUACGCCGAGAAGCAUUUCCGGAGCAGGCUUCGCGGUCGCUCCGACCCUCAAUCCGUUUUCACCAUAUACCUGGCAUUCUGGUAGUUUGCCACCACGUGGACUUUUGUCAUAUCCGUAUGACGGGGCCUUGCUUGCCGGACUCCACUCAAAUCUCGGUGCCUACGCUAGUUUAGGGUCCACAUCGGCCCCUAACAAGCCGGUGAUGUACUCGUCAUACCCCUUCUCGCAUUUUACGCAAGACCGACCGGCCGAGUUGGACUCUAGAUAA